Spirometra erinaceieuropaei is the source of this 8317-nucleotide messenger RNA. NCBI's taxonomy places the organism in Eukaryota, Metazoa, Platyhelminthes, Cestoda, Diphyllobothriidea, Diphyllobothriidae. The record is from the annotation of a GenBank genome assembly.
AUGCGCAGCCAUAGCGAAUCCCAACAAAAUGAGUCCGGCGGCAUAUCCAUGUGCGGGGCCAUGCCUCGUGAGUUUGCACUCAGACGACGUCCUUUUGAUAUGCAAAUCCUGGUUAGUAAUCGUUCCGGACCAGGGGAGGUUGUGGCACACCAGGGUACGUGAUUCCUCUGUGCCGUCUACCUGCGCCCUCUCUCGCCCUCAGUCUUGUUGACUCUGUCGUGACACCGGGUCCAGGUGGUGGAGAAAGGGGUUGGGCAGAUACUGCGCAGCUCUGCCGUCAUUAAAAACUAAUUAACACGCAAAUCUCUAUCUUUGGUCUCACCUUGCUGUAGGAAACAUGGUGGACAUAGUCGGUAACGACAGUCUAACUGUCAUUUGCCAAAAACGGUCUGGGUUCUGCAAAUUAAUUUUCUAGAUCACAGGUAUUCGCAGGCGCACAGUCCAUUUGGUAGUGUUUGGGCUGGAUGAUCAGUUUUCUAGCACAGUCUCUGAGGGGAUCGUUCUUCCCCAAGGUGCCUCUAGGUUGGUCGUUGCCAGACGAAGGACGUUAUGUUAAAAAGCUGUCUAACGUACUUGGUUAUCUUCUGCCGAUCUAAUCUGAGUCAUAUAGCUUGCAUCGUCCUAGGACCAUUUCAUGACAGGCUCUGUCAAAUCUAACACGAACGCAUUGUAUCCACUAAGUUCGUCACAUCUGUUGUUUAGGUGGGUCUACCUCAGCACGAUUGCCGUUACUAUGAGAAGUUGCAACAGUGGAACCUCAUUUAGCCUCAUGCCGUGUCAAUCUCCAAUGAGUGUUUUCUCCCACCACUCUGGUUCAUGCGUACAUGGAUUUUUUGAUCAGCAAAACAAUUGCUCGAGAAAGGAUGCCAGCAGUUUGGCCUUCUACUGUAAGCCAACGAUUCCGCAUUACUGCUUCCUGAAGAAAGCUAACCUGUCAAAAAUUCCAUUUUAAUAGAUUCAACAAAGUUGUCGAUAUGAGUGCAUUUUGGCACUUUCGUAAAGCACGCACUUUGUACACCAACCUUGGCACACAAACUAUGACACCAAACGUUGAACAUAUUGCACAGUUGCAAAGGCCUUUGUCCUCAAGAUGAAUAACACACACAUUUAUAACGUCUCACAAAAUUUGUGACCUCCCGCAACGUGGCAGUCUUCUCAAAAAAGUAAUCUUCAUAAGGGCAAAACAUUUGAUGCAAUAGUCGCGGUGGACACACACGAACUAGUAAACAAUUCAUCGAGACGAUGGGCUUCAAUUAUCAGACCACUGGGUUAAACACCAAUAGUCGGAUUCCAAACCCUAGAAUAUGCACCAAAUUAUUCACAGUCCCACUGACCAUGAGUACACUGAACUUGCGCUGGAAGCAAUACCUAAAUCGUUGCUGAGUUAUGCACUAACUGGUUACCCAAGACUGAUUCAGUGCCGCAAAAUUGUAUGGCAACAGUUUGCAAUCCUAUAAGAGGUCACCUAACUAGAGGGUUUUAAUGUGAAAUCUCAAAGCUAUUGUGAGGACGUUGCCAUAAGACCUGGCCGACUAUAUAUCAAGCACAGCGUGAAGGAAUCAGACAGAACUCGGCAGUCGUCACGCAGGUUUUAUUAUGCCGAAUUAUAGGCGGGAAGGACGAUAAUUCGGCCCUUGUACAUUCACGUGUUGUUGUUUUAAACCUGUUUUUGAUGUCCGUGUUAUGCCCCUCACCCACAGAUCGGAUUCACACUCCACUAACCCUAAACUCUCUUGUGACAUUUCCAACAGUCCUGCGCGUAUCUGGCUGCCUGCCCUAUUGCAUCUCCUCAAAUAGCCAUGUGUAAACUCUACACAGCCCAUUUUCCAUGGACCCAGAAGGCUAAAAGGCGCGUAUCACUCAUACUCGACACGGCUGUGACCACAUAUAAUGUAGUUAACCUUUAUCGUGCUGCGGGUCGAGCUAUUCCAUCCAUGACGGUCUGUGGCAAUAGAUCAGGAGAGUUCUACCUCUUUUUUGGCGACGUGUGCCGAACACCGAAGGUCUGAUAGACACCUAUGCGUCGAAAUUGACCGUAUUGAAUUGGCUUCCUCUCCAGCGUCUCCAUAUGGGAAGCGGCGCCUGAUCGAGGGCAACAGCACUGAGACGACGGAUAAUGUGUGAUGCUUUGCUUUAGUAGAACUUAGCGAGAAAAUGGUCGUCUGGUCUCCAGAACACCAGCGGCAUGCGAAGACGUCAAUUAAGGAGUUGUUGACGCAGUGAUUCAACUGUUACCUAUGGUAUUCUUAGUAUCUAGCAGCACACUGCUUAGGAGUUAUCUGUCAACUGUUGCGGUUUAUAUCCCAGCCGGAUUAGUUGGCAAUGUCCUCACGUUACGUGGAUCUAUUUAGACGCCGAUGAACUAUAAGGCAAAUGUGCAGAAUACUGGCCUUCAGGCGAUAGUUACUAUAGAUAGCAAUGCUUGCAUGACAUUCAUGUGACGUCUAGUGAUUCAAUAUCUUAAAGCUAGAAAAGAUGAUAUGACGAAUAAACGCUACUUACCUAACUUUUAUGCUCUGACGGCAGGCCCUUUUGCGAGUGACCGGCAAAUGGCUUCAUGUUUUUUUCGAUUUUCGAGUUGCAAAUAUGCACCCAGCACUGCCAGUCAGGUGCACUGUCUCCGGAUUUGUCGCGCCAUGUUAUUAAACGUCUCAUCGACAUUGCUCAACUGCUAGGCCUAUCUCUAAUAGAGGAGACAACCUGAACUUGAGCAAGUCUGUUCUUAUUACCUAUCGAAACCAUGGGAUGGGGACGCUUUGCGCGCUUUGUGUGCAAUCGAGGACAUCAGUGGAACUUGGAAAGUUUAUCACUUAGCCUUUGUCCAAGCACUUUUUCAUCUGGUAUUAAGUGCACCCUCUCCGGAGUUAUUAAGACUACUUGGAGCACCCCAAACAUUCGGUUUACGCGUGCAAUUCUCCGAUAACUGGACAACUUUCCACGAUUUGGCCUAACUCUGCACCCAUUCAUCGCCUCCGCCGUUUUCACGUCCGUCCUUCCUAAGCCAUCCACCGUCGGUACCACAAUUGACGUAGCCGUGACUGCCGCUAGUUUUCGCAUCAUUAGACCGCAUUGUGCCCUCCCACACACUUUACAGGCGCGACCUUCCACUCUUUAAACCGGCGUCGCUCCUUCACAAUCACAAUCGCCCGAAACCCAAAUCUACUGCAUCUUCUUCGACCUCUCACAGGGAGUUGUCGAGCCCACAUUGCUCUGGUCACACUGGUGAAGAAUGGCUGCAAGCUAAGACUGUUAGGACUAAUGUCGGUUGAAUGAGACCUUUCUUAUUCAUCAGAGGGAUGACUACAUUGGUCUGCUAGCAGAAACCACUUGUUUCACCGGCACUGGUCUGGAAAGCUGAGGGUUGCUACAAACCCGUCUCAAAGUAACUUAUUUUCCCACCCGCCUUUACCACUUCGAUCCCUUUCUCUAAAGUGUUUGAGAUUUUGGACGGUCACACCAGACCUCAGAUUCCUUGAGAUGACCCAUUUGAUUCUUUGCAGAUUGUAUCAUCUCGACUGCAUUUACUGCAAGUCGUGGCCUAGCGUUCAUAAGAGGACAGCCAUUCACGCUGCAAAAUUUCAUAUCACGUGCGAGUCUAGCACAAAACUGGCCCAACAUACUUGGGACAGUGUAGUCGACUUACGUUUCAGUCUGACCGUUGUUUGAGCGUCCUGUGAUGAUAGAAACAGACAUUUGCAACGAGCGACCUAUUCGGCGUACGGAAUUUAGCGGGUCUUUCACUACUCAUAUUAAUGAUGGCCAAAAGGCUCCCACGUAGUUGCAGCACAUUUCCACAUGGUGGUAUUUCAAACCUCGGUAACGGUAAGGUCACAUAUUGAAGUGCGUCUGAUUCCUUUCUGGGGUUUGUCGCAUAAAAACUCCCCCAGCAUAUAAUCAGCAUCAACGGUUGAAGCGCACGCCGUCACAAUUGUGUCGCUGACAGCAACACGACAUAGACGCGUCGUUACACUCCCAGUGUAUAAGUGAAGACCCCAGCACCAUGUUGACUAGCGUUCUCGGUGACGAUUAAUCAUACAGUUUUCUUCGGACGUAAAAGCGCGUCUCAGGGCCUGAUACUUUAGUAUCUGACUAGCACACCCUGGAGCAUCAGGCAGUGCCAGCGUUGUACCGUGUGGACACACAUGGCUAGGCUCUGUAUUGUGGUUCAAGAAUAUUUCCCACUUUCCCGUGUGCAGAACUCAGUUCUUAAUUGUUAACCGACCGUAUAACCGACUGGCGGAUGCAAGAGGCUGAUUCCGAUGUCACUGUCCACUCCUCAAACGCCAGAUCACGAGUUGUCGGAAGCCGAAAUCACUUCCGACUCUGGGAAGGUCUAUCGGGAACAAGCUUUGUUACGGGCUUAACCCCACGUAAACGCGCGCUUUUCCGCCUGGCAGACUGCUUAAUAGUUCACACGGAAACGUACCAUCAUGCAGUAAAGUGACAACGGAACUUUAGGGCGCUUGAUUGCGCGAUCUCAAGUAGCCUGACUUCAGUAUCUAGUAGCGUCUUGCGAGCCGACUGUUCACUGACCAUUACGAGUCCCGUUCCCACCUUCGCCAUUUAUUCGCUUGCAUAAACUUCCACGUUCUUGGAUAUCUCAGGGUUCCAGGCUGCCAUAUUCGACUGGUGACCAAACAGUGCAAGUUCACAUCAUUUGUCUGAGGCCCGAUUCUUGCAGGGCUCCCCAAAUUACUUUCGCACAGAACUACCUUCUACACCAUCCACACUGAGGGCAUCGCGCAGUCUUCCUUUUUUCGUCUGGUUAAAUCCUAGCCGCCCAGUCCGGGGUUGACUAGCUGACGAUCGUCAAGUAAACUCAAGUAGACAUUUCAUUAUCUCCCGUUUUUAUGCUUAACCCUUCUCAAUUGUAAUUAACCUCCGAUUUUGUCGUCGGUGCCAUUGUUGUUUAAAGGAAAGGUGAUUUCUUUGCACGCGUUUGGUGUUUGACGAUGUCGUUCUUCCCCCCUGUUGCUCUAAGUGGAUCCUCAGAGAUCGCUGUAAAUUAUGGUUUUUUGAACUCCCAGAUCAUGUCUGCCAGCAAGAGGAAGUCAGCAGCCGAAGACGAUGCCUCAGAUUCUUCCUUAUCUAGUCUGGAGGUGAGACUUACCCCAUUAACAACUUCCUCCACAGGAUGAACCACCACCAAGCAAGCAGGUCAAGUCUGAGACUUCAAAGAAACUACCAGAUGUUAGGAGAGAAACCUCUGCCAGUGGGGACAAGCUAAUCGACCUGACCGGAAAGAAAUACGUCACUGUGCGCAAUUUUAAAGGCCGCAUUUUCGUUGAUAUCCGAGAAUACUAUGAGGACAAAAGUGAUGGCGGGCUGAAACCUGGGAAAAAGGGUUCGUUGCAUACUUUCACUCUGCCUAUCAUUCUUCCUUCCAGCCUGCUCUAGUCGAAUUGGAAGUUUUAUUGAGAUUUCUUGCGUCUGAUGUGAAUGGACUUCUGUGUGACGUUCCGAAAACGGGUCACACAGUAGAUGCGCUAAACCAACGGGGGGGGGCUAAGUCGGAACGUUAUUAGAAUGCGUACCCAUAACAAAUGGCAACGCGCCCAGGUGCAGACCUUCGGCGAGCCGGUUGGUGUCCGAGUGGUCCUCCUUUUUGUUGUGUAGAAUUCUGGUCAUUGUACAUGAUGGACAAUGGGGUGCGAUGGUACGCCUAGGUGCGGGUUUCUCGCCGCGGCAGCCAUCUGCGCCCUCUCCUGACUCUGCACACGAGGUCCAUGUGGGGGAGGAGGAGAGGAAUCGGAAGUAAACGGACUUCCGGAUCGCUCACUACUCAAGGACCUCUACCAACUUAACGGACUCCGUAUAAGGGAGCGCAAUCCUGAAUCUGAACCAUCUAGACUGCGACGUAGGGGAUGGACAGUUUUGAUAGUUAAUUCUGAACUAGCAUAGCUCUGCUGAAUCAAGACUUUAUUAACUGAAGUAUGCACCCUAGAAAUCGACGAAUCAGCGCCUUUUUGCAAUGAGACAGAAGCCUCUUCAUGCGCUUCGAAGGAGUUCUAGAAUUAUGCAAUCGAGGAAUUCCUCAAAGACUUUGCUGAUUCUAGUUUUAUUACAAAGGGUUCUUUUCUCGAACAAAGACGUUCGGGCGUUUUAAAAAUUGUCAGUCACUAUUCGAUGGGUCUGAUGAUCAUGGCAUGUGGAUAGUGCCUCACAGUCCAGCAAAUUCACCUUCUGGAUGGUGUCACAUGAAACGUGUAGCUAGGAAUUGUCUUGCUGUUGUACUGACAGCUUCUAGUGCAUUUCGUCGAUUGCGCGGCGUGGUUGCUUUGCCCUCCGCCUGGCAGAAAACAGCUAGACGGUGAUCAUGACCGCCCGGUUUCGGUGGCGUUUUGGGUUUCAUUCGUACGAAGCCAUUAUCCCGCCUGGAGACGAUUUUCAAAAGGACAUAGUUAAAAUACAGAAGGGAGAAUAGCCCUCCUGUUUGGUACAGCUUAAUAUCUUCCGGAUACUUUUUCCUAGACUAGUAUCCAUCUCCUGUACCACUGACAGGGUUCCCUACGUAGUCUUCGAAGAGGGAAAGUUAAAUACCGUCUCCCGACAUCACCCGUUUCGCGCUGAUAAUACCGCUGCUGCUAACGUUUCUAUCGCCGACUAUAUCCGUCAGAAGUUUGCAGGACGGAUGCCCCGGUGUUUUGGUUAUUUGCCUAGGCAGUCUCGGCGCCGAGUAUGGAGAGAGGAGGUCGUUGCGCUUGUUGAUUGAUUGAGGAUAGGAAAACCAUGACGCAGGUUAAUAAACCUCUUGUUCCAGCGACUUUGUCUCCUUCUUCGCGACUUCUUCCUGGAACUCGCUUCUUCGCUUCUAUUAGGAAGUAAGGAACUCCAGGAAACAGAGUUAAAACAUACUAAGAACCAAACAGUUUCCCCACAAGACCAUAGCAGUAUGGAGCUUCCAGAUGACAGAUGACUAAAAAGAUUAGUGGAAUCGCGACUCGCAUUUGAUGCCGCACAUUAUAGAAACAGGAAGGUAAGAUGUGGUUAUAUAGUCCCACCUGAUGGACACAAUACUAUUGAUCUACUUAAUUACCCUGAGUUGAUGUGAUUACGUUGGCAUGGUGUUGCGGUGUAUGUUCUGCUGGCGGCCUUAUUUCUUUGUUGUUUUGUCUACCUUUCUUGGCCCAAUGCCGGUGGUCCUUCUUGAAUUUCGGCCUGUCGUCUCCUUCCAACUUUCGCGUUGGAUGUUUUAGGGUUAGAGUUUAGGGCUGUGGUUAUGGGUUAGGGCAACUAUUUCUCAACCACCUAAAAAUACAUCCGCGCAUUCCCAGUAGCUUCACUUUUGCGUACAAUUACUUGACCUCGUCGCCUGUGCGUUCCCCUGUCCCACCUGUAAAAACCCCCUAUUACCACCGGUCUCGUAUUACAGGUGGCUGGGAUUUGUUUACCUCAGCUGCGGCUACAUAACCACAUCUGACCCACGGGUCGACUAGGAAUACCCAGUCGUAAGCCACGGUAGUCCCCAAACCAAAACGGAUACUUCGGCCAAGUCAUUUGUUCAAUGGUUGGUUCUUUGAGUGUAAAUUGUCAUUGAAGGGCCGCGCUCUUCUCCAGCCAAUAGUGUGUGAUAAGCGCUCGGGGUUCCUAUCUACGUGCCUACCAAGGGUAUACUAGUUUCCGCUCGCCGAUGAUGAUUCGUGAGAGCACUGAUGACCUCCUAGUCAUUAUCACUCCAUAGUAGUCCGUCUUUCAUUGUAUGUUGAACCCUUAUCACUCCCAGUCGUCAAGUUGCUGCGUUAAAGGUGCCAACUCUAUUCCGGGUUGUGUAGGCCUAUAUUGCCAUAUUCAAAAAGCACUGACGUCAAAGCCAAAGAUGGCCUCGGUGACUAUUUCUGGCAUACUUGCAUUCGUCAGCCGGGCAGAUCCAGCUGGUCAUUGAACCUAGCACACCCCAACAGAUGAGCCACGCGCUCACACUGUUAACCGCGAUCUGGAGUACUCAGGGUCGCCUAGCUGUGGCAUUCACUGUUCCGGCCUGAUUGUAGGAUGAAAUAUGGACUUUCCGUUAUACCCCGAGGCUCCACUCUAGAGCCGUGUGGACAUGUUAUGCGGCCACUUACGGUGACUUUGGACUGGGGGACUCGCGGGCAAAACGGGACGUCCAUUUUUCAUUUUGCGACCAGGCCAGAUCGGUCAGCGUUGUUCAUUUUUAAAUGUUAGCCCCUACUCUGAUAGAACCAUGAGCGCGAUCCUCUAGACCAGCCUUCAUUUCUCUCUUUCACUUUCCCUUUCAGGCAUUUCAUUGAACGUGGAGCAGUGGGACAAACUGAGAGAAGUCAUGGACGUCUUGAACGCGGAUAUCAAAAAAAUGUAG